Molecule: messenger RNA, 609 nt
Organism: Rhipicephalus microplus (southern cattle tick)
Lineage: Eukaryota; Metazoa; Arthropoda; Arachnida; Ixodida; Ixodidae
Source: RefSeq, a predicted model, not a curated record
UUUGCAUGUACUUUGAUGGUCGUCCACGUCAGCAUCGUGCUGAGUCACGGCGCACCAGGUUUGACGCGAACCGGGCACUGCGACAAAAGAUCGUGCAAUGCCACUUGCACGAAGAAUUCCGAAACAUGGAACGACCGCGAUGUCUAUGGAAAGUGCGACGAGAGAGGCAGCUGCCGCUGCUACCAUCGUGACAUGUGUCGCCUGGACAAGUGCAAGGGCACGUGUGAAGAAAAGCACGGACAUGAAGACGGCCUACAGUACAAAUGCGCAGAAGAUUCCUGCAUCUGCACUUGGAACCAGUUGUGCACCCCUACCGGAUGUGAAGCAGCAUGCUACAGGAUCUACAUUGGAAGGCCAAACAUCGAGUGGUGGUGUGAAGACGUCUCGUGCCACUGCAAGUGGCAUGGAGUGCAGCGAAAUGCUAAAGAAGGCCAGCAGACUACAGUCACCACCAGCACCGAGAACUAUGGCGUGAAACGCGAGCAGACAAUCCGCCCAGUGGAGAGAGACUCGUUCUACUUCGAGAAAGAGCUUCAGUACCCGGCUGCCAGAAAGGCCGAGAAGUGACUGGCACAUCACCGGGCUAUCCUUGUUGUACCCACAUUGGUG